AAAUAUAAAGUAGCUAGUGUAGCCGGCGAGGUCCUCUCCCCUCAGUCUUCUUCCUCCUCUGCCUUGUUGCUACCAGUUGGAUCCAUGGAGCAGAGCCAGAUGGCCAGAGUGAAGCUUGGCACGCAGGGCCUCGAGGUGUCCAGGAUCGGGUUCGGAUGCAUGGGUCUCACCGGCGUGUACAACGAUCCGGUGCCGGAGGAUGCUGGCGUCGCCAUCAUACGGCGCGCCUUCGACGCCGGCGUCACCUUCUUCGACACCGCCGAUGCUUAUGGGCCACACACCAACGAGGUCCUACUUGGAAAGGCACUAAGGCAAUUGCCUCGUGAAAGGGUUCAGGUGGCCACCAAGUGUGGCAUUGCAGGGUUCGAUGCCGGUGGCCUGUGUGUGAAGGGCACUCCAGAGUAUGUGCGUGCGUGCUGCGAAGCAAGCCUCGAGCGCCUGGCUGUCGACUACAUUGACCUAUAUUUCCUGCAUCGCAUUGACCAGUCGGUGCCUAUAGAAGAAACUAUGGGGGAACUGAAGAAGCUGGUUGAAGAAGGGAAAGUCAAGUAUGUUGGCUUGUCUGAGGCUAGUGCCGAUACCAUUAGACGGGCACAUGCAGUUCAUCCGAUCACCGCAGUGCAGAUGGAGUGGUCACUAUGGACCAGGGAUAUAGAGGAAGAUAUUACCCCACUAUGCAGGGAGCUUGGUAUCGGAGUUGUUCCAUACAGCCCACUUGCUCGUGGUUUCUUUGCUGGCAGGGCAGCCGUAGAGAGCAUACCAUCAGGGAGUUUACUGUCCAAACAUCCUCGGUAUACCGGAGAAAACCUGGAGAAGAAUAAAGUCCUGUAUACACGACUUGAAAUGUUGUCCACCAAGUAUGGCUGCACACCUGCUCAACUUGCUCUUGCCUGGGUUCUUCAUCAAGGGGACGAUGUCGUUCCAAUCCCUGGGACAACAAAAGUGAAGAACCUUGAUGAUAACAUCGAGGCUGUAAAGGUAAAGCUGAGCAAGGAAGACCUGGAAGAAAUCUCAGCUGCUGUCCCCGCCGGCGACGUGGCUGGGUCCAGGGUCAUUGGAAUCCUGGAGCCUUAUUCUUGGAGGGUUGCAAACACUCCACCUCAAAUGUAGCCAUGUUACCGCCUUAUGCUGAAUUUGUUUCCACCUUGCUGGAUACAAAAAAUAAGUACAUUCAAGGGGGGAAAUGUGAAUGAAUCAAGCUCAUCCAUACUCAACAAUAGGGAAACAUUGUUCCUGAAACAGCAGAUGCCAUUGAUUUUCCGUGGGAUGUAUCAACUGCUACACAUGAUAAUGAAAGGUGGCGCCAAAUUCAAGUGAAA
Hordeum vulgare subsp. vulgare (domesticated barley) is the source of this 1319-nucleotide messenger RNA. RefSeq names its product perakine reductase-like. Gene Ontology annotation, cellular component: cytoplasm. The record is from RefSeq and is a predicted model, not a curated record. The transcript is spliced from 7 exons. NCBI's taxonomy places the organism in Eukaryota, Viridiplantae, Streptophyta, Magnoliopsida, Poales, Poaceae. The coding region runs from base 85 to 1110 and encodes 341 amino acids.